AGCGCCCGCCGCGGCUAUACAAAUACAAAAGUGAUACAAAACUGUGUAAAAAUACAAACAUAUUAAAUAAAAUACGUUUCAAAUCAUAGCUGUUUGUGUAGCAUUUCUUUCGAGGCAAACAUUCCAAUUAAUUACAUUUGGGAAAACGUAUAUUACUUGUUGGAAAAUGGAAAAAACCGAGGAUGAAGGACUUGAUGAUCAAACAGAUUUAACGGUUUCAAAGUUUCCUAUGCUAGAAUAUGAAAAACAAAUCUUCAUAGAUGUAUUUGAAAAAGACGCGCUUCUUAUUAUGGCUAAAGGUUUGAAUUACAAUGCAAUUUUAUCAAAUCUUCUAUGGGUAUAUAAAGAUCCUGGCAAUUUAGUUCUAGUUAUAAACAGUGGUGAUCAUGAAGAAAAAUAUUUUAUGGAAAAGUUCAAUCUUAACCAUUUGCCCACAUUGGGGACUGAAAGAGAAAAGGCAUACCUGGAAGGUGGCGUCCACUUCGUGUCCACCCGCAUCCUGGUGGUGGAUCUGUUGAAGAACCGGGUUCCUAUUGCCCACAUCACCGGCAUCAUUGUGUUGAGAGCUCACACUAUUUUAGAAUCUUGCCAGGAAGCUUUUGCUUUGAGGCUCUACAGGCAGAGCAAUAAGACAGGUUUCAUCAAAGCAUUCUCCAAUUCACCAAUAUCCUUCACCUUUGGAUAUCACCAAGUAGAAAAAGUUAUGAGAGCACUGUUUGUCACAGAACUGUUCUUAUGGCCGAGAUUCCACGGCGUGAUCAUCAAGUGCCUGUCACGUCGUCAAGCGGAGGUGGAGGAGUUACACCUGCCCAUGUCCGGCAACACCACGCACAUACAGACCUGCCUGCUGGACAUCAUGAACUACACCGUCAAGCAGCUGAAGAGCAUGAAUAGGACCCUCGAUCUGCAGGAGAUAACCACAGAGAACUGCAUAACAAAGAAGUUCCACAAGGUGCUGCAGUCACAGCUGGACUGCGUGUGGCACCAGCUCAGCACCCGGACCAAGGAGUACAUCCAGGACCUCAAGAUACUGCGCGCCAUGAUCAUUAACCUGAUCCACGAUGACGCUAUUUCAUUCUAUGCGCUCGUGAGCAAGUACCGGACUCCUGAAUACGCCAGAGUCAACUCGGGGUGGAUACUGUUGGACUCGGCAGAGCAACUGUUCAGGCUAUCUAAGGGAAGAGUUUUUAAUCUCAAAAAUGAAUUUGAUCCAGAACCGUGCCCUAAAUGGAAAUGUCUCACCGAUUUAUUAAUCAAAGACAUUCCAGAAGAAGUGAAGAAAAAACCAAACGGAAACUUGAACAAAACUAAAAUCCUUAUCCUGUGCCAAGACAACAAGACUUGCUCACAAUUAAAUUUGUACCUUACUAUGGGUGCCAAUAAGUAUCUAUUUUACACGGCAUUUAGAAAAGAGAUCACAAUAAAUAAUUUAGCACCUAAAUUCAAAGACUUUAAGGAUAGUUUACCUAAAGAGGCGAAAGAUAAAGAAACACAAAAGUCCCAAGGUUCUAAUGUGGACGAAAAUAAUGAAGAUGAUGAAUUUGAUACUACUAAGUCAAAUUAUAUCCUCACUUUAGCUCAAGUCGCCUCACAAGGAGAUAAAAAGAAAAACAAAGAUUUGGAGGAAAGCAUGUUUGAGCCUAUCUCUCAGAUGGACCACCUCGACAUAACUCAAAUCGAGGCCGAGAAACCCAUAAUCUGCAUUCAAACAUUCAAAGAAAACGGAAACCACUUCUCCUUAGAACACACAUUGGAGACCCUACGUCCAGAAUACAUAAUCCUAUACCAUAGUGACGUGGCGGCCGUGAGGCAGAUUGAGGUGUUUGAGUGCCGGAAGAAGCCUGAAGAGGCGGUGUGCAAGAUAUUCCUGAUCAUGCACGACAAGACUGUAGAGGAGCAAGCAUAUUUGACGUCUUUGAAGAGGGAGAAGCAAGCUUUCGAGAUGCUCAUUCAGACUAAAAGCGUGAUGGUGGUGCCAACAUACCAAGAUGGCAAGACCGACGAAUACUUCAGUAAAGAUGAUGAAGCGGAGUCUGAACCAACGGACACUAGACAAGCUGGUGGACAAAACACGAAGAAAGAGAAGCCGGUGGUGAUCGUGGACAUGCGCGAGUUCCGCUCCGACCUGCCCGCGCUGCUGCACAAGCGGGGCAUCGCCAUCGAGCCCGUCACCAUCAUGAUAGGCGACUACAUCCUGACACCAGACAUCUGCGUGGAGCGCAAGUCGAUCUCGGACCUGAUCGGCUCGCUGAACUCGGGGCGCCUCUACACGCAGUGCACGCAGAUGUGCCGCAACUACACCCGCCCCAUACUGCUGAUAGAGUUCGAUCAGAACAAGCCCUUCCAUUUGCAGGGCCACCUGGUGGUAUCUAGCGACCUGUCCGGCGCGGACGUGCAGCUCAAGCUGCAGCUGCUCACCAUCCACUUCCCGCGGCUCAAGCUGGUCUGGUCGCCGAGCCCCUACGCCACCGCCGACCUCUUCUACGAGCUUAAGCAAGGCCGCAAGAACCCAAUCGUAGCGGACGCGAUGGCGCUCAGCGGAGAGAACACGGCAGAAGACAUGAACUACGAGCGCUACAACGUGCAAGUCCACGACUUCGUGAGGAAACUGCCCGGAGUCACCAGCAAGAACCUCGCGAGAGUCAUGAAUAGGGGACGCUCGCUCGACCAUCUUGUCACGCUGGACUUGAAGGAGAUAGAAGGAAUAGUGGACAACAGAAAUGAUGCCCAGACCCUACACUCCAUACUGCACGUGAAGUCUAAACCAGCAGACGUGGUUAGUAAAGAAGAAAAGGGAUUCAAGGGAAAAUACAGAGGCAAGUUCAAAGGAAAAUCAGAGAAGAAAACUUGAUGUUUAUAGAUACCUACGUUCUAAAGUUAAGUUGCGUAAGUUAGUUAUUUAUUUUAAAACCUUGUAAAAGAUAAUAUUUUGUAAUAAAUCAACCAAGUUAUUAUGAAACGUAUGUUAU
Molecule: messenger RNA, 2969 nt
Organism: Plutella xylostella (diamondback moth)
Lineage: Eukaryota; Metazoa; Arthropoda; Insecta; Lepidoptera; Plutellidae
Gene: mei-9
Product: DNA repair endonuclease XPF mei-9
Biological process (GO): nucleotide-excision repair involved in interstrand cross-link repair; resolution of meiotic recombination intermediates; double-strand break repair via homologous recombination
Cellular component (GO): nucleotide-excision repair factor 1 complex
Molecular function (GO): single-stranded DNA binding; single-stranded DNA endonuclease activity; damaged DNA binding
Source: RefSeq, a predicted model, not a curated record